AGUCUCUCUGAGUGGGCUCCGAGGCCGCGUGAGCCCGGGCACCCCGAGCCACAGCCGGGAAGAAAGGAAACGCGAAUGACUCAAGCCGAGAAGGGGGAAGCGGCGGCGGCGGAGAAUGGGAAGGACAAGGAGCGCGACAAGGAGAGGGAGCAGCGCGGUGCCAAGAGGCCCAUCGUCCCUGCCGCCGUUCCCGAAUCCCUUCAGGAGCAAAUCCAGUGCAACUUUAUUGUCGUUAUACAUCCUGGUUCAAUGACCUUAAAGAUUGGAAGAGCUACGGACACACUUCCUGUUAGCAUUCCUCAUGUUAUUGCAAGAAGACACAAACAACAAGGGCAACUCACAUUCAAAGACAGUUGGCUUCUAAGAGAAGGACUCAAUAAACCCGAAAGUCCUGAACAAAGACAGAAUGGCCUUAAAAUGGUUGAUCAAGCAAUAUGGUCCAAAAAGAUGUCAAAUGGGGCCAGGCGUAUACCAGUAUCACCUGAUCAGGUCCGGUCUUACAAUAGACAGAUGAGGCCUGCUAUUUUAGAUCACAGUUCUGGGACCAAAUGGACAAACACAACCCAUCAUCCAGCAUAUCUCAUUGGAGAAGAGGCAUUAUAUGUUAACCCUUUGGAUUGUUACAAUGUUCACUGGCCUAUUAGACGAGGACAGUUGAACCUUCAUUCAGGGCCUGGUGGCUCCCUUACUGCAGUCCUAGCCGAUCUUGAAGUUAUAUGGUCACAUGCAAUACAGAAAUAUUUAGAAAUACCUCUUAAGGAUUUAAAGUAUUACCGAUGCAUUUUACUGAUCCCAGACAUCUAUAAUAAACAGCACGUGAAAGAAGUGGUAAAUAUGAUCCUAAUGAAGAUGGGCUUCUCAGGAAUAGUGGUGCAUCAGGAAUCUGUCUGUGCUACUUUUGGAAGUGGCUUAGGUAGUGCAUGUGUUGUUGAUGUGGGAGAUCAGAAGACCAGUGUUUGCUGUGUUGAAGAUGGUGUUUCACAUCGUAAUACCAGCUGUCUUCUUCUUCAGCACUUAAAAGAGACAUUUUGCCAUUUAGACCAGGAUUUAUCUGGAUUGCAAGAUCAUGAGUUCCAGGUUCGCCACCCAGAUUCUCCUGCCUUAUUGUAUCAGUUGCGGCUGGGAGAUGAAAAAUUACAGGCUCCAAUGGCACUGUUUUAUCCAGCAAUGUUUGGAAUUGUGGGGCAGAAAAUGACAUCCCUGCAACAAAGAUCACAAGGUGAUUCGGAGGACCCACAUGAUGAACAUUAUCUCUUAGCAACACAAAGUAAGCAGGAGCAGUCUGCAAAAGCAACAGCAGAUCGGAAGUCCAUGUCCAAGCCUGGUGGAUUUGAGGGAGACUUGCGUGGCCAGUCUUCAGGCAUUGCUGAAAAUCUCUAUCCCCCAGAAGUGGAAUUGGGCACCUCUCACAGCGACUGUAUUAUAGGUGGAAAUGACUCUGAAGAACAGCUAACAGCUCACAUGUCCAGAAAAACUGCUGUAUCUCAAUUUGAAGGAAAAGCAUUAGGCCUUGACAAAGCAAUUCUGCACAGCAUUGACUGUUGUGCAUCAGACGAUACAAAAAAGAAGAUGUACAGUUCCAUCCUGGUGGUAGGAGGUGGUCUGAUGUUCCACAAAGCCCAAGAAUUUCUUCAGCACAGAAUUCUCAACAAAAUGCCCCCUUCUUUCAGGAGAGUGGUUGAGAACGUAGAGGUUAUUACAAGACCAAAGGAUAUGGAUGCCCGUUUGAUUGCAUGGAAAGGGGGUGCCGUUCUAGCUUGCCUGGACACAACACAGGAGCUUUGGAUAUAUCAACGAGAAUGGCAGCGCUUUGGUGUCCGUAUGUUACGUGAAAGAGCUGCAUUUGUGUGGUGAUCCACUGAUACUAUAGGUAGGACGUAGUGCCAAAUAUUGUUUGU
Molecule: messenger RNA, 1898 nt
Organism: Gekko japonicus
Lineage: Eukaryota; Metazoa; Chordata; Lepidosauria; Squamata; Gekkonidae
Gene: ACTR8
Product: ARP8 actin-related protein 8 homolog (yeast)
Exons: 13
Coding region: 76-1854 (592 amino acids)
Biological process (GO): double-strand break repair; regulation of DNA-templated transcription
Cellular component (GO): Ino80 complex
Source: RefSeq, a predicted model, not a curated record